AUGUCACUUUGGCUCAUUUUCCACCCUCCCGGCGCUUUUGAGGACGCCAGCUCAAAGCAAGCUUUGACCAAAGACGUGACGAAAAUAGACACUGGGAUCGGUCUUCCUACUUUUUAUGUGGUUGUCAGCUUUAUCAAACUCUCCACUGAAGAUGUAUGGGCUAGUGGGGAAAGAAGAACUAAGAAGCGGUUCAUUAGAAUCGCGAUCGAACACAUUGCUGUCCGACUUGAAGAUGGCGACAAUGCUUACAAGCGCUCCGUCGACGCGAUUGACAAGACUUUGAAGCCCCAUGUUGCCGACAAGGGUUAUGACUGA
Molecule: messenger RNA, 315 nt
Organism: Penicillium egyptiacum
Lineage: Eukaryota; Fungi; Ascomycota; Eurotiomycetes; Eurotiales; Aspergillaceae
Source: the annotation of a GenBank genome assembly